CCUAGGUAUUAGCGCGGUUUCUUGUUGCUGCUUCGCAGUCUCCAGCUCAUGGGACCGUGGGGGAUGUAGGCAAGAGAGGGAUUAAAGGCAUUUGUCUCUAAGAUCUUGAUUUUGAACUUUUUUGCCAUGAACAAGCUUGUUGUAAAGUGUGGGAACUUCGCCGUUCUGGUGGAUCUUCAAGUUUUGCCUCAAGGCACCAGUAAAGACACCAGCUGGUUUUCUGACCAUGAGAAGGAGCUGGACUUUACGCCAUGCCUUGUUAACGUUACAGAAGUUUGCACUCUUGUAAGGGAUACACUCGAUUCCAGGGUGAAAGAGUAUCUUGACAGUCGCAGACAACCGGGCCAGUUGAAACGUAAGGAAUACACUCAGGCUAGCCCACUGAUUUUGAAAGGAAACCGAUUACGUAUUGCAGCCUACUUCAUUAAAAGAUGGGUGAAGCUCCGUUGUGUUGUGAAGCGACAGUAUCGCGAACUGCACGUGUUUCCAGACAGAUUUGUGGUCUGUGCAAGUCAGCUUGAACCCGCCUCCAGCGUGUGGGUAACUGAGGCUGCUGCUACUCUGAAAGAAUCAUGUUCAAGCGGAACAUCAGAAUAUUUUGCGCAACCCAAAGGAAUUGAAAUGACCAACCUACUGACUACACCAACUCAAGCUGUGCUAAAGAACAUAGUUCGGAAGACAAAAAUAACAAAGGACAUCAGUGAUGAAGCGGAGAGAGACAGUCGGAUGUCUCCUAGCCUUGGGCUGGCAGACACUGGCAAAGCCGAUGCAAACAAUAUACAGAAGGCUCUGUCCAAAGCACAACCCGAAGAAAAAAGGGCAGAAGAACCAAACGAUUACAUAAAUACUGAGAACAGUUUGGGGCUUCCUGUUCCCAAAGUGGAAAAUGAUGUUAAUCACAGACAGCCAUCUGAAGCUAGCAGCCAGCAAAAGCCUCAGUGUGCCGAGUUAAAGACACAGGACCUUAGCAAGCAUCUCUCCAGGCUCUCUGACUCAGCAAAGCAAACACAGAGCCUCAGAGCGAGUGUUAUGCAACAGAAGAGGAGACGACACAGUUCCGAAGGGAAAGAGAGAUGCAAAAAAUCUUGUUUAACAAGCGAUACAUUCAUCCAGCAAGGCAUGCAAAGAAACGAGGCUCAAGUGAAAGAUCUAGAGCAUGUCCCAUUAGCUUCACAGACUGAUCCUGUCCGACAUGUUUCAGCAGAUAGAGGUGACACGUUGCCAAGCAAGCCAGCAGCUAUAAUAAGUGUGGCAAGCAAACAGCAGCAAGGUGCCUUGUCACUCUUUUCAAAUAUACACACUGAGCAAAGUGUAAAAGCUGCCGAAAGUAAGGCCAAAAAGUCAAAACUUCAAAGGCCAAAGAAGAUGCAUUAGUUUGGUUCCAAAACGUCAUUCAUUAACAACCCUUACAUUGGUUUUAAACAUAGCUGUAUUAGCUCCUUCAUUAAACAAGGACCUACCUUGAAUAGACACUUGAAGAAUGUUAUCAUUCCCUCUCUCAGGAUUUGACUUGUAUGGUGGCUUGGUGCCAGGCUGAGCUGGCUGAGGAAGUCUAAACGCCCAGCAGUGCCAAAACACAAUAGACUUCAUAUACAUUCAAUUAUGAUUUUUGCUGUAGCUAGCAAAUAGUGAAAAAAAAGAUCUUUGGAGAAGUCCCAAUUUGUACAAAGUGCUUUUCAACCUAUGGGUGUGUAGACUGCCAUUAAAGGCAAUAGGUCUCUGUUUAUACAGCCCCACGCCACUUCUCAGUGGCUUAUCAGUUAUUUACAUGGAAACAUCCACAGCUACAGAGGAGCUCAUUCUGCCAAUGGAUACUUGUAAAAAGUUUAUCUUUCCUUUGGAAGGCUAAGAGUAUAUUGGAUAUAAGUGUGUGUAUGUAUUACAAAUAUGCACAAUCCAAAGAGAAACAGCACAGUGUAUGCAACCUAUAUGAUCUAGAAAUUAUGGGUUAUUAUCAAAAAAUAGGCAUGCACCCUGGGGGUUGUGAUACACAGCUGCCACCCACAUACACCCUUGGUGCAGUACAAGUGCACUCUGAGUGUCAUUGCUGGUGCUUAAUUAAAGGGCUCCAGAUGUGCAGUGGUUGCACAAGUGCUCGAGCUUGCACCAUUGGAAUGGUACUCCUGUGGAACAAUGCACAAGUAAUGGUGGCACAGAAAGACAAUUAUGUUUAUGGUGCUGGCCAUUUAAUAUUUUUGACCACAUGUCAGCCAUGAUGGUAAGUACAAUAAACAAAAUUAUAACAUUUCCUGGAUAUGAAAACCUUCAAAAUAUUGUUCCUGUUGGUCUAGUGAGUAACAAAGCAGAAUGUUGAUAAGGACAUAUCCUUUCCUAAAGGCCUAUAAAAGCUGAUGUUGUCAUUCCACAAGUUGCUCCAAAUUUCUGUGUGACCUAGGAGAAAGGGCAAGUGAGUUUUCCUGCCUUAAAAUGUCUUCUGAUUUCUUGUGUUUUCUUCAAGAACAUUUCCUGUUGUACUUCUGAUUUACCUUUAGAUUUGGUUGUUUCUCAAUGUCUAAUUCCUGCCAGUGUUUUAGAUUGCACUAGGCCAGUGUUCCCCAACCAGUGGCCCAGGAGCCACUCACCACCCCCUUGGAUGCUGCUCCCAGUGGCCUCAAAGUAGGUGCCAUUUUUUUAAAUUUCUGGCUUGGAGACAAGUUUUGCAAGUCAAGAGACACAGUUUUACUCCAAGCCUCCUGUAAACUAGCAGUUCACAUGGGGCUACCAAAUAGCCAAUCAUGGUCCUUAUUUGGCAUCAUCAAGAAACUUUUUUCAUGCUUGUGUGGCUCACCAACAUUUUUUACAUCUGAGUGUGGCUCACACAGUAUGGAUCACGGUAUGAUCCAAUUGUUUGGCCCCCUGGCCAGCUAUCAUAUAGGAAGACCUAUCAGGAGAGGACCAUGUCAGAGCACAUAUGAAGCCCUUGUGUCUGAUUUUCUAACCUACACAAUAAAUAUCUAUACAAGUUUCAUCCAUAUAUUGGUGGGGCAGGCCUUCAGGAGGGCCCUAUACUUCGGUUUGGAGGGUCAGCAGCUUAUAUUUGUCUGUGUAUGGUCACCUACAUAUGUGCAAAAAUAGGUGGGAUUGACUAUAGACUCAUAUGAUUUUAGCGUUUUUGACCAACUGGCCCAUAGGCAUAUUAGGUAAAUGCCAAAAGCAGCCUAAUGUGUGAGUAGCUUGGAAUACUAAAAAAUGUGGCCCCAUACAAAGGAACAUCAUGCACUAGUACACUAACAGGGCAUCCUGUGGCCCCAGCAAUCUGGGUAUCAGUUGGGAUGGUUUUCCCUUUUGCUUGAACGUCUCGUGUGAUCACAAAUUGCUCAGGGGGUGGGGGCGACGUGACUGUAUGAGGAAUUGGUCUGUGUGUGGCCACAUGUACAUUGCCUGAAGGAAAACAUUUGUGGAGCAGUUGAUUUUAUAAUCUGCCCAGGGUGGAACACUCUAUUUAAAAUCAAACAAGUAAAGAGCAAACAAAAGCUCAAACCCUUAUGCCAAGCAAGAUUUACACUUUCCUGAUCGCAGAGUGGGACCCGGAGCAGCACUUUCCGUGUGUGUCAGUCACUUUGAUGUGAGCGGAUCCUUCUCUUUUUUGUCUAUAACAUUUCCAUUGUGCCCCCACCUAAUAGCAUCACAACAGGCUGGUACUGCUAAAGUCAAUAUGUAUCCUGCACCAUGUUACAUUCUAGCCGAAUUUGUUAUCUGUAAAAAUAUUGUUUUUAAAAUUCACAGAAGCAUUCCUCUCUUAGACUUUGUUUUGCCGGGAUUUAUUGCGGUGUAGCAAUGGUUCGGUACAAAUACAUAUUUUUUUAUUUGUUCUUAUUAUUUUUCAUGAAGUAAGUUUAAAUAAAGUGCCUUGUACAUGU
This is a messenger RNA of Xenopus tropicalis (tropical clawed frog), 3860 nucleotides long. RefSeq names its product SLX4 interacting protein (gene slx4ip). The transcript is spliced from 9 exons. The coding region runs from base 127 to 1374 and encodes 415 amino acids. NCBI's taxonomy places the organism in Eukaryota, Metazoa, Chordata, Amphibia, Anura, Pipidae. The record is from RefSeq and is a predicted model, not a curated record.